Molecule: messenger RNA, 1568 nt
Organism: Triplophysa rosa
Lineage: Eukaryota; Metazoa; Chordata; Actinopteri; Cypriniformes; Nemacheilidae
Gene: b2ml
Product: beta-2-microglobulin, like
Exons: 4
Coding region: 114-470 (118 amino acids)
Biological process (GO): positive regulation of T cell activation; immunoglobulin production involved in immunoglobulin-mediated immune response; antigen processing and presentation of exogenous peptide antigen via MHC class II
Cellular component (GO): MHC class II protein complex
Molecular function (GO): MHC class II protein complex binding
Source: RefSeq, a predicted model, not a curated record
AUGUUCUUCCGUGUUGUUUCAGUAUCGAGAAUACAAGAGGCCAGACGACGAUACUUGGCCAUUUUUCAUUUACAAUCACAGAAAAAGAAGAUUUGGAAUAUCAUUGAGAAAACAUGUCUUGUAAACUCAUUGUAGCCGCUGUUGUAACGUUACUUCUAAGCGUCAGCUGUUUUGCCAAGCAAUCUGAUCCAAAGGUCCAAGUAUACAGCCGCAAUGUUGGAUUGUAUGGGCAAAAGAAUGUGCUGAUUUGCCACGCAAGUGGCUUUCAUCCUCCUGACAUCAUCAUUGAUCUCCUCAAGAAUGGUAAUGUGAUUCCUGGAGCUACACAGACCGACCUGGCCUUCGAACAAGGUUGGGACUUCCACCUGACAAAACAUGUCGAAUUCUUGCCCCAGAGUGGAGAAGAGUACACCUGCAGAGUACGACACAUGACCACCACCAAGAGCUACACAUGGGAGCCUGACAUGUGAAUGUACAACACAUUUAGAUUUCUACAAAACAACAGAGCCAUCAAGCUGCAUAAACUCCAAGAAUUCUGCAAUACUACAAACUCAAGAAUAACCAUUAGCUUUGAUUACAUUAUGAUGUCAGUACAAUCUCUCAGCUUCACAGCUUGGCUGCACUAUGCUUCCAUAUCUUCAUUGUCCUUCUGAAACUUUGGAUGUCCAAAUUCGCUGUUUUUCAGGAAAUGGAAAAACACUACUGUACUACUUAAAUGAUUAAAUACUGUGUUGUCACAGUUGACAAGCACUUUUUUAUACUUCUUAUUGGUUGGCUAUUUGCAAAACCCAGUGACAAACAUAAAGGGUGACUAAUAAUAAUGAUUUAUGGCAAAAAAUAAAUAGAAACCACAAAAUAUGGAGAUACGAGGUUUCAGAAUGAUAGCAGCUAUAUAUCUGUUUAAACUCAAGUAGGUUUGUGACUAUAGACAAAUUAUUUUUGAGUAAUUGAUUUCUAUUUGAUGUAUAUAACACUGAAUAUAUGUCUGGAUACCAUGUAUAUCGCAACAAUUGACUAAAUUGCCUAAGUUUCCACUUUACAACAUGAGCACUUCUUUAAAUUUGUUUAUAUUGUGUGUUUUUUGCCUCUAUUAUAAGAUUAAAGUAAACUAUAGAGCAUAUUAUUUGAACAUCCCUUGUAAUAAAAAAUAAUAUUUGUAAGCAGGGCAGGGUCUGGGGGGUGCAAUGCCCCUCCAGAUUUUUCUUGAGCCCCUCCAAAAAUAUCCAGCUGACAAUUAAAAUAAUUCAAAAUGAUUAUUUAAUAAUUAUUAUUAUGAAAUACUUAAUUGUUUAAUCUAUUAAAUGAUAAUGUGUUAAUUUGAUUACAAAAAAAUAUAAAAUGAUGCAAGCAAUGAACUUUGAUUAUACAUUUGCCCAACCAGAAUAUGUAAUCGCCUCCCAAGUCGAGCCAGCCUUUUACCGGGCCUGUUUGUGACCCAGAGAAUGUUCUGUGAAAAAAAUGAACUUUAGCUGGGUUUUUUUGGAGGCAGGGCCCUUUUUUUAUCAAAAAUAAAAAAAUGAAUUUGAUUUGACUCACUUAUGAAUUCAAUAAAAUGAUUUGUUCUUUAA